AUGAUUUUCCUUCAAUUGCUUGAUCAAUUAAUUCACGAUUACACAAACGUCCUACACAUGCCAGAGUUUAAAGAUCUUGAUCACAAGCUUUUGUAUGAGUCUUUGCCAGAUCUAAUUACAAUUGUAAGCAAAUUUAAAGAUAGUGAAGAGUUGUUGAGUAUGUCUGAGUUCGUGAAGAGUAUUCAUGGCUUAACCCUUAAAUGUCAUGGGUUCUGUGGCUAUGCUACUAGUUAUACUCAUGGUAAUUCACUGUUACGAAAAUAUGUAAGGUCGCAUGGCAUGGGUGAAAAUCACACAGAUGAAGUGAAGUUUCUUUUGGAGGCAGGGUGCGACGUAAACACCGUCGAUCAAAAUGGAAAUACUCUAUUGCACAUGGCAGUCACUUUUAUGCCCAGGCACAACGACACUCAACAUUUCACUGACAUGUUGCAGAUUUUGUUGGAUGGAGGCGCUCAUCAUGAUUUUGUGAACAACGAUGGCAAAACACCCAUGGACAUGGCUCGAACUGAGGAAGCUCGCGUGAUUCUGUGUGAGAGGAAACAAAUGAAGUUAAAAUGCAUCUGCGCGAAAGCUGUAAAAAAGUUUUGCAGUCCUUAUUUGGCAAUGGGAGAGGUACCUGUUACACUUGGUAAAUUCCUAAGCAUGCACUAA
Messenger RNA from Porites evermanni, 651 nucleotides. The record is from the annotation of a GenBank genome assembly. Lineage: Eukaryota; Metazoa; Cnidaria; Anthozoa; Scleractinia; Poritidae.